AUGCAUGAUAAAUGUGGUGUUAGUGCUGCAGUAGGUUAUCCAUUGGAUACAAUAAAGGUGAGAAUUCAGACAGAAGCACAGUAUCGUGGAAUAUGGCACUGUAUCAGAGAUAUAUAUAGAAAUGAAAGGGUGCCAGGUUUUUUCAAAGGCAUGUCAAUGACGGUUUUAAUGGCAUCACUGAUUUCAUCAUUUUCAUUUGGAAUCUACAAAAACUUCCUUUAUAGUAUCUGCAGAUUACGAUAUGGCUCUUCAGACAGAAAACCAUCAAAAGUGGAUAUAUCAUUUGCAGGUUGUGUUACUGGAGCUGUGCGGGUUGUGCUAAUAUCACCUGCAGAAAUAGCCAAAGUAAGAUUACAGAUCCAGAAAGAACCAUAUUACUUGAUAGGAUCAUCUCAUCCCUUUGACUCUCAACCUAAGUAUCAAGGUUCCUUGCAUUGUUUGAGGACAAUAGUCAAAAAAGAAGGCCUUGGAGGUCUGUACAAAGGAUCUUUGGCUCUGUUGGCCAGGGAUUGCCAUUCAUGUGGACUGUAUUUUCUCACCUACUCUGUCCUGUGUGAUUGGCUUACUCCAACUGGUAAAAACAAACCAGACCUGUGGGCUGUGCUUCUAUCUGGAGGCUGUGCUGGUGUUCUUGCCUGGGGUACAGCAACCCCAAUGGAUGUUAUUAAAGCCCGAAUGCAAGCAGAUGGUGAUGGGCAGCGUAAAUAUACUGGACUAAUGCACUGUGUCAAAGACAGCAUAAGGGAAGGAGGAGUACGAGUUCUUUUUAAAGGCCUUGGGCUAAACUCGCUUCGUGCGUUUCCUACAAAUAUGAUGAUAUUCUUAACUUACGAAGCUGUUCUUAGGUUUGGGAAACGUUUGGAGAAAUGAAGAUUUUAUUUCAGCAUUAUUCUAGAAGUGGUUGCCUAUUUUUAAAGCAAUUUAUUUAAAUAUCUUUUUCAAAAAAAAACUUGUGAUAAAUUAUGUUUACAAAUUUCAGGAUUGGAUGUAUGUAUUAAAACUGUAUUAUGCUCUCAAUAGUUUUUUUUGGUGUGUGUGUGUUUGUGUAGCAUG
Thamnophis sirtalis is the source of this 1053-nucleotide messenger RNA. Lineage: Eukaryota; Metazoa; Chordata; Lepidosauria; Squamata; Natricidae. The record is from RefSeq and is a predicted model, not a curated record.